ACGGCGGCUCGGGCGGUGGGGCCGCGCGGUGGUUGAAGCGAAGCGGUCGCCUCUCCGGGCGCCUUCCCCUCCCCCCCCCCACAACAGAAAGCGGCUUUUUGCUCAAACACCAUUUUUUCGCAGCCUGGGUUUAAUCAGCACGUCCUGCCUGCGCCGGGACACCUGCCGCCCUGCGCUGGGGCGGGGUGGGGAGGCGAGAGGAAGCAGCUCAGCUCCGCCCGGCCCGGCCCGGCCUCGACGCGGGGCCGCCUCACCGUCGCGAGGGCACCCAGGUUUGCAAGCAGUAGCCGGGGGAGGGCGAGGCCUCGCCGGCAGUAGCGAGGAGGGGAGAGCCAGCAGCGGCGCUGCCGUUCACGGGCUGCCGUGACUGCCUAGGAGGCGGCGGCAGGGGCUCCCCCCGCCUCGCUCCGCCCCGGCAGCCGCGCAGCAGUUACGUCUUGGUCCCUGGGUCUGGUGGAUGUCCUGCGAGCUCACCGCGACUGGCACGCCUCGCCCUGCAGAUGCAGGGACCACGGUUCCUGCGGCCCUGAGGAGCUACAGCCCCUUUCCAGUCGAUGUUUCCAGGAAUACGGUGAAACUUUAUGGACAUGGCCUCAGAUACAUGGAAUUUUUUCCCCUCUGGAAAAUUUGGCAUUCUUGCGGGGACUCAUUUCUUCAUUCAGCUAGGCAAGAAAAGACUUGCCUGGUAAUUUGCAAUGAGGGAGGAGGGAAGAGAAAUGGAGGAAGGAAGAAAGCAGGCAGUGGAAGAAGCGGUGUGGAUGACUCAGUCUACGGCUUCUGAGUCAGUUUGAUGAAGUAAGACACAUCAGCCGGAAGUGUCACCUUUGACUAUUGUAGAAAUUGGUGAUCAGCUAAAGGUUCUUCACAACGUCCUUCAGUUUGAAGAAUUGCAUUUGUCCUUUCACAAUGCUGUGAAAACUGUGGUAGGCUGAAUAGGGAAAAAAAGAAAAGCAGUAAGGCAGGCCAAGGUAAGGAACAUCUUGUCAGAGGCAUGGAACUAAUAGAUCCUUCUCCAGACACAUUGGGGAUAGCAAGCCUGUCAAAGAGUCCUGAGAGCCAGUGGAUCAUUCAGGUAUAAGAAAACCCUAUGGGAUGGCCCAUGGGAAGAUAGGAACGUAACAUGCUGCUCUUGGAAGAGCAUGGAUUUCAGUGCCAGUACCUUUUCUUAGGGCUAAUCUUCCGUGGAAGGAUCUGUCUCAAAUUGAAAAAGUCAAAGGCAGUUAUAGAACAAAAUGAUCCAUAAACAAAGCACCAUGACUGGCUGAUACUCACUCUUCUGUUCUCUUGUUGUAGAUGUCUCAUUUAAAGGAACUUUGGGACAAAAAGAUCAGAAAGUAAUAAACGUGGUGGUGCUUUUUUUUUUUUAUCCUCCCGAAGUGAUUAAAACAGAGCCAGGAAAGUAGAGACCAGUGAGCCUGUUGUCUGCAGCAGGCAGCUGGGUAGAAACUGCUUCAAAGAACAGAACCAGUGGAAGUGAAGAUAAAUUACGUAAGGAAGGAGUCAACAGUGACUUUUUUAAAGGGAGUUCAUGGCUCUAAAAUACUAGAAGUGUGUUAGAAUUGUAUGCGUGCAUGUGAACACAUUGCAUACAGGACACAUUUUUUGAUACAAUCUGCCUUAAUUUCCAAAAGGCAUUCAGCUGCCAGUGAAGCCAGACUGCCAUAUAAUAUACUUAUUCUCACAUGUGUAAACAAGUAGGCAAAAGAUAAAUGCUCACUUUUUCAGGUGGAGGAAGGUCACUGUUGGAGUCCCAAACAACUCUCUUCUGCUCAGCAUAUAUUUUUAAUGAUCUGGACAGAGGGAAACUGUUGCAGUGGCAGAAUUUGCCAACAAUACAGAGCUAUUCAGGCUAGAACAUGGAGGUGUUAAUUGCAAAGAGUGGCAGAAGGAUGUCGCGUUAGUGAAUGACUGGGUAAUAACAGCAAAAGAAAUCUGUUGUAGAUAAAUGUAAAGACAAUUUAUAAUGGAAAUAUGGGCAAAAUCCUAACAUCAUGCGCUCAGCGGCUGUCUGGGUUUACCUGAUUUUUAACGCUCAAUGAUUAGAUCGUGGGAAUUUACUACAUAUGCCCAUGGAAAUAUCAGGUCAAUACUCAGUAGUACUAAAAGAACAAAUAGAUGGUUAGAAAAUAUUAGAAAAAAAACCAGAAAAAUUAUUGUUUUUAGUUUAUAAAUCCAUAGUGCACCUACGUUUUGAAGACUGUAUGUAAGUUCUCUUCUUUCUCCCCACCUCAGACAGGCUGUAGCGUAACGGGAGAUGGUACAGAAGAGGGUGGCAAAGAUAGUCAGAAAUAUGAAAUUGGAUUCCAUCUAAGGAACAGUUAGAUGAAGACUGUAGCUUGGGAAAGCAAGAACUGGGGAGGAGUGUACUAGGUCUGUAAAAAAUCCUGAGUGCUUGACAAGCUGAAUAGGAAAUGUUCACUUUUUUUUCCUCUGGUAUAAUUAGGAGCUGUCAGGAAAAACAAGCCGGUAACAGGCUCAAAACAGGGCAAAGACAAUUCCUAUAUUUCCCGUGUCCUGUAUUAACUGUGUAAUUCCUAUUUUAACAGUGUAAUGCAAAUGUUGACUUCAAAUUGUGGAAGUUUUUAUUGGAAACCAGUAACUGAAGGUUUUCUUCCCAUUUCUGCAGGGAAACAUGACAGCAAAAACAUUGUUUUCAUGUAAUAUCACAACAGCAUUUCUGUCUUUAAUUAUUGCAGAGAAAUGUGAAGCCUAUGAUGUGAUGUUGAGGCAAAGUCUUGUGCCUGAUGGGCAGCCUCUUGCUAUUAAAUGUUCACUGGAAAAGACCUUGAAAAGUGGAGACUACAACUUAACAUGGUAUAAAGUUGGUAACCGGACAGCUGUGCCUAAAGACAAACUUUCUAGAAUUCAUCAGCAGAAGAAUUUAAUUUGGUUUCUUCCUGCAAUGUUAGAAGAUUCUGGAGAUUAUGAAUGUGUCAUAAGGAAUUUGACAAGCUGCAGGAAAAUGCGUACGAAAGUAACAGUUUUUGAGAGGAUUGAUGGCUUAUGCAUAAAUGAAAAAUUUGCUGUAGAGGAGGUGAUAUUCACAUUAUCAUCUGCAAAGGUUGUAUGUCCACACUUGGAUUAUUUCAGGAAUGAGAAGAAUAUUCAGCCUGUUUGUUGGUAUAAGGACUGCCAGCUGCUGCAAGGGAAAAGGUUUGCCAUCUCAAACAGUGAUCUUAUAAUUUUCAAUGUGACUGUACAUGAUCAAGGAAACUAUACAUGCAAAACAACAUAUACCUACAAUGGAAAACAAUAUAACAUUUCACGAGACGUCAGCCUGACUGUAGAAGUGAGCCCACCAAAAAAGCCCCCGGAAAUAUCUUACCCAAGAAACAACUCCAUUGAAGUGGAACUUGGCUCACAGGUUACAGUGGAUUGCAAUACAACAGGUGCUGAUGGGUAUGAGGUGUUUUGGACAGGCAACGGUGUGUAUAUUGAUGUAAUUUAUAAGAGCAGAAUUUUUGCAAGUCAUUAUAAGGAGGAAACUUCUUAUGAUGGACGCCCUAUGCAUUCUGUGAAGCUAAUAAUUUCAGAAGUGAAUAGUGAAGAUUAUGAACAACCAUUUGUCUGUCAAGCUUCAAAUGCUUUUGGACAGAUUGCAUCUUAUAUUAUAUUAAAACACAGAGUUCCUGACAUACGAAGAUGGCUGACUGGAGGGCUAGUCUCUUUGUUAAUUAUAACAUUUAUUACUUUAAUAAUCUACAAGAUUUUCAAGAUUGACUUGGUGCUUUGGUACCGUAAUUCUGUCUGUGCCUUUGCAAGUACGGAAGAUGGGAAAAUCUAUGAUGCAUACGUCCUGUACACAAAAAGCAGUGGAGGCAGAAGCUUCUAUCGUCUGGAAACCUUUGUUCGUAGAAUACUCCCUGAUGUUCUAGAACAACAGUGUGGAUAUAAUCUCUUUAUAUUAGGAAGGGAUGAUUUACCUGGAGAAGCUGUGGUCAGUGUUGCUGAUGAAACCAUUAAGCAAAGCAGAAGACUGAUGAUUAUUUUGGGAUCAGAAACAUCUAGUUGCUGCCUGUUAGAAGACACCUCUGAACAACAACUAGCUAUGUAUAAUGCUCUCAUCCGUGAUGGUAUUCAAGUGAUUCUGAUAGAAAUGGAUGAAAUACAGGACUACGCAAGCAUGCCGGAAUCGAUCAAAUACAUUAAGCAAAAACAUGGAGCUAUCCAAUGGAAAGGGGACUUCUCAGAGGAAUCUUGUUCAGCAAAUACAAGAUUCUGGAAAAAUGUGCGCUACCAAAUGCCAUCCAGGAAAAAAGUCUCUUAUUCUGAAGUGUGUUUGCCCCUAACUUUGAAGAAUUCUGCAGAAAAGAGAAGUUAAAAUGCACUUACUAAAAUAAUACUGAGAAGGUAAUUCUGAAACGUGGGGUUUAUUUUACAUAAAUUCUUUGUAAUAUAAAGCAAAUGUUUUCUUCAAGGUGUAAAAACUACUCACCCCUUCCCCAGAUUACACUGUAAAAGAAAAACUCUGUGCAACUUCAGUUUUGUUCUGGGUUUUGGAUAGUGACACCAUUUGUUGUGUUAGUCUCAUGCAGAUAGGAGAAGUAAACGCUGCCUGUGGUGGUAGGCGAUUAAAUAGUCAUGGUCCACAUAAAUGUAAUAUCCAGUGAAAAAGCAGGCGUGAAGUCCAUUUUUUAAAAUUGAAACUACAGCUGAUAAAUUAAAAACCUGUUUCUAU
Molecule: messenger RNA, 4678 nt
Organism: Phalacrocorax carbo (great cormorant)
Lineage: Eukaryota; Metazoa; Chordata; Aves; Suliformes; Phalacrocoracidae
Source: RefSeq, a predicted model, not a curated record